Molecule: messenger RNA, 1885 nt
Organism: Epinephelus lanceolatus (giant grouper)
Lineage: Eukaryota; Metazoa; Chordata; Actinopteri; Perciformes; Serranidae
Source: RefSeq, a predicted model, not a curated record
ACAAAACGAGCUCUCGGUCAUUAUCGGUGGGAGGAGUCAUAGUUGUUGUCUGUUUUUGCCAACCGAAACUAACAGCCUAAAACCGAAACAAGAACACUUAAAUAUAACACAACUCAGAAACAUUGACGAGCGAAUUAAGUCACAGCAACAAUGUCUUCGCUCAGCAGUAAAUCAGCGCAGGAGAUCAGCGAGCUGCUGGAUGAGUACGGGAUAAAGCACGGGCCUGUGGUCGACUCCACCAGAAGUCUGUAUGAGAGGAAGCUGAAAGAGGCCAUGGCCAAAGGGAAAAGAGCGAAACCAUCAUCUGACAAAACUUUCUACAGAGAAGAGGAGGAGGAAGUCACUUAUGUUUACAGGUCACCUGUAAGGAGUGAGGGUGCGGGAGACAGUGUGUCUUACAUGAGGUCCAGACCAGAGUGGGGCGAGAGGGAAUUUGAGCACGAGACGUCCUACUCAGGCUACUCAAGGUCAAAGCCUGAAUACAGAGGACGGGAAUUUGAACAAGAGACGUCCUACUCAACCUACUCAAGGUCAAAGCCUGAAUACAGAGGACGGGAAUAUGUUGACGAGCCCCACAUGUACGACACGCCCUCCACUUACAGAAGCUCCUACGUGAACUCACCACCCAUGAAAUCUAAAGAUCCUCCUCCAAAGAAGGCACCAGAGUCGUCACGUCUCAUCCCACUGUGGGUUCAGUUUGUGUUCUUCCUCGCUGUGGCCGUGUUACUCUACUUAGUUUUUUCCAAUAUGGAGACAAAUGAAUCCCUCAAAGGAAUAGAAUGAUCUUUUUUUUUUUGUUAAUUCGUGGAUUUUACGGGGAUGUUACACUCCAUUGUGCAUUUUAAUUGGAUGAAUGUAUUUUGGUCAAUGCCUUUAUUUUAGACAUUGCUGAAAUUGGGGUGUAUGCAAUAAUUUUAUGCUUUAUAAUUGCAGUUUGUUUGCCUGCUUAUGUUUAUAGGUGAAAUUUUUCACCUAGUUUCACUACAGCACUGCUAUUAGAAUAGACAAGGAUGUCAUAUUUAGAAAGAUACAUUUCGAUGUGGACAUACAGCAUCACAAACUGCACACUAAAUGCCAUUGUACUGUGCUGAGCCUCAGCCAGUGAUAUCUCCUGUAAGCCUCAGCAGGUCACAGUGAAUCUAUCAGCGUGGGAACAUCAAACUUUUUAUCCACAUCAUAGAAUUCUUAACAGGAAAUAUCCUGCACAUCUUUUACAUCAAAAUUGGGCAACACAAAUCUCUCAUUAGAUUUAACAGACCACUGUUUAAUUUUAGAUUCCACAAGAAUUUAAGCAGCUUGUCUUCUUCUGACACUAAAAGACGUAAGAGAAUAUGUCCAUAUUUCAAACCUGAACACCUAGACUCAUGUCACAGUGUAUUAAUCAGUCUGUUCAUUAUUAAAUUAAUUGCUCAACAUCUAUUUAGCGCCCCAAAGUUUUCCUUUUUUUCUGCGUUGAUAAUAAGGGUGCCUAGCGGUCUAUUAUCCUGUGUAUAUUGUCAGUAUGAAGAGUGACCAACUCCUUGUGGUUAAUUUAAUCUUAGGGUACAACAAUGCUUCCUUUUGUCAGUUAUAAGGAAUAAUUACAAUGAAGUACAGCUGGGACUGUUUUCAGACCAGCUGUCACAUAAGUGCCUCAGUGGUUUUGUAGGAAUACUGAAUGUUUUUUCAGUGUUUCAUAAGUAGUUGGGGAAACGUUUUAUCUUGGUUACAAAUAUCAGAUUGAACUGUUUAUACGAGCUGUGGUGCCACGUUUGUGCUUUGUUUCAGUGUAUAUCACACAUUUGUACUACAUAAUCCAACUUUCAUAUCCUGUAGCAUUCAAUGUGAUGUGUUUUGUAUCGCUGUUACAUAAUUCAAACCAUUAAAGAGCUUGUAUAUGUAAACA